AUGCUACAAGAAUUCAAAAACUGCAUCAAAGAGAUUUUAAUCCUAGAUCCUAGCAACAAUGGUCUUCCGAAUUCAAUAGUACUCGCCAAGAAGCACUUGAUCACUCCUGACGUCUUACAAAUUUUCAAAAAGUUGGAAUCAUUAUACGUUCUGGAGUUCGCCAGAAUGAAACUACAUCAAUUAGAAAGGUACAUUCGGAAAUGUAUUUCUCAUUUACGGCACAUUGAAAUAGAAAUGAAAGAUGAAAGUGGUUCUCAAGACGAGGGCUUCCUUAUCUUGUCAGUGGCCCAACCACAACAGCAAGUAAUCCGGCUUGAAAUCAUGUUCCGAGAACCUAUUACUCAAAGUGAUAUGCUUUGUAUGAUGCAUAACUAUCCGUCGCUCCAAGAAUUAUGCUUUGCAGUGAAUGGACCACUGGAUGAUUUGUCUGAUUCUGUCGACGUUGCAAUCACCUAUCAAUUCCUAGAGUAUUUGUUCAAAACUCCUUAUGUCGACUUUGAUGAAAUACAUAUCAGUAUUGAUAGUAUUCCUCAACUCAUCCACUUUGUUGCAAGAUCAAUCCAAGUCAAGACAGUGCGUUUCUCGGCCCUGGACCCAAAGGGCAAAGACCAAGCGUUGAUCAGUCUACAUCAUAAUUUGAAAAAUCCAAAGACAACCAAUAACAAAAGCGAGCAGAUCAAGACACACUUUUGCCAAUUCGAAGUGAUACUGAUUUCACAUGAACCACACAUGCUAUUCAGUCAUGUCUUGAAUGUCUUCAAAGCAGGAGAUAUCGAAAAACUGAUCAUUGGACCGCAAUACAUACAAGAUGGCUCACUACCGCUUCAAAUCACCCGAGGUAUGAUCAAUGCUAUCCUUGAUGAUUACCAAAUGCUGAAUGGCUUGGUGUUCACUCUUGUUGAGUUUCCUGAAGACGCUCCAGCUGUACCAGCCACAGGACGAAAGAAAUGUUUAGAGACUUUGGCUUUGCAGGAGUGUGUCAUCAACCCAAGUUAUCUUGCUGAAUUUUCUCUUCAACUUGAGCAUGUGGAUGAGCUCAAAUACCUCGAUUCCAAGGUAGACCAAUAUUACCUCAACAGUGAAAAUGCAAAAAUCAGUAUCCACAUGCCGCACACCACAUUCACGAACAUUGAUUUUGCGUUUCCUGCCAUUGGAUCGUACCUCAUCAAGGUUACGACCGCUGAUGCUUGCUUCAGAAUCAAGACAUCGCGCAAACAGGGUCUGGCACCAUUGUCAUCAGAGGAGUAUCACCAGCUUGAGAUUGCAAACGAUACCUACCAAGUGGAUAUGGUCUGCCAUGCCGUCAAUACUAUCACUACCAAUCAUGGCUCUUUCAAUGUGUGA
Messenger RNA from Mucor velutinosus, 1344 nucleotides. RefSeq lists its product as uncharacterized. The transcript has a single exon. NCBI's taxonomy places the organism in Eukaryota, Fungi, Mucoromycota, Mucoromycetes, Mucorales, Mucoraceae. Bases 1 to 1344 code for a protein of 447 amino acids. The record is from RefSeq and is a predicted model, not a curated record.